This is a messenger RNA of Hipposideros armiger (great roundleaf bat), 6557 nucleotides long. It is a transcript of the gene CRYBG2, whose product is annotated as crystallin beta-gamma domain containing 2. Lineage: Eukaryota; Metazoa; Chordata; Mammalia; Chiroptera; Hipposideridae. The coding region runs from base 28 to 5541 and encodes 1837 amino acids. The transcript is spliced from 23 exons. The record is from RefSeq and is a predicted model, not a curated record.
GCCCUGAGCCCGGGGCUUGCCCUCGACAUGGCCGAGCGGCGCGAGGGCCUGGGGGCCCGCCUGACUCGCCGCCUGGCCACGCUAGGGGUCCGCAGGGAGCGCAGGGAGAAGCAGACCCCAGAGGAGGCCAUACCCCGGGAUAGGCCCUGGGGUGGCCAGAGCUGCCCUAACCUGGCCCAGGACCAGGGCAGCACCAGCAAUGUCAGCCUCAAGAGCCAAGCCCAGAGCUGCUCAGAAUGGGACCUUCGGGAAGCGAGCCGUGGUUCCUGGCUUUGGAAGCGACGACGACGACGACAACACAGCUCCAUGGGGCUCGCUCAGCCUCUGGGACGCCUACAGCGGCCAGCCGUGGGCAGUGCCUCUGACAUGGCCCACUAUGCCUCUGCGGGGUUGGAGAGCCCAGUACUGGCAGCAGAGCCUGCUGGUGCCAGGCACCCCUCAUGCCCUGUGCCAGUUCCUGGACGGUUAGAACAGGAAAUCCCAGACAGUGCUUGCCUGCAACCCCCGUACAUAGCCCCAGAGGUCCCUCUGAAUCCUGAGGCACAUGGCAACCUGGAAGACAUGCUGCCCCGCCCAGCAUCCUUCCCAAUGGCAGCGGGGACAAAGGGCGAGCCUGCCACCCCAGAGCCAGCCCUGCCAGUGCCGGCUCAGAUUCUACCUGAGCGUUCCUCUGCCAGCAGGACCCGCUACCACAUCACUGUCAUCCUGCAGGGGUGUGGGCAGGCACCUGGGGAAGAGGGUGAGGAGCCCAAACCGGCCCAACCAGCUCUCCACCCCUUCUGCCCCAAGGAAUCCAGGGGCCGGCGGAAUCCUCCCCAGGGGCCCCGCCCCAUCACAGGGUGCAUGACUGAACCACCCCAGGAGCCCUGGCUAAGAGCCCCACCGCAUCAGGAGAGCACAGACCAGCGGCAGGAGCUUCAGGCCCCCUGGACACCUGGGUCCCCACACAGACGGGAGCUGGGCUGCAGUGAGCCAAGGGCACUUCAGGACAGGUUGCUGGAGCCCAACAUGGAGGAGGCAGGUGGGCCCCCAGCUAGGGCCGAGGCCCGAGUAGUAAGUGCCAGACUGACAUGGCGGCAGCGGCCCCCUGCCCAGGAAGAGAUAAGACACCAUUUUCACAAGGUGUCCCUGGUGUCCGGGGCCCAGAUGGAAGGCCCUCAGGAGGAGCUAUAUGGGUACUGCCACCAUGGAGAGGAAGUCAAUGGCUUUGCUGCACCGGAAGAGACUCUUAAUCACCAAGGCCCCAGGCAUGGGGCUGGCUCCGAGAGCUUCCAGAGCCACGGGCCCAUCUUCUCCAAGAAGUACACACUACCUCCCAAGGAGAAAAGGCUGGUGGGGAGGCUGAAAGAGGCUGUGGACCAGGGUGAUGGCAGCCCCCAAGGACCCAGAACUGAGCCGCCAAGCCUGGGAGCCAUGUCCAGGACUGAGCUUUUGGUGCCUCUGCCUGGGCCCCGUGAGCCGAGCCCCCACCCAGGUGCAAGCCUCAAGGAACGGCGAGUGACACGCACUGUGCGGACCACUGUGGUGAUGGGAGGGCACGUGGACCGACGAGUGAGCAGCUCUGUGACCUUGGGGCCAGCGCUCCCUGGUGAAGCCCUGUCAAGGGGCCGCAAUGCUGUGCGCACAGUCCGGACAAUCGUGGUGAGCCCCAAGGCUGAGGGCUCUCCCAGCCGAAGUCAGGCCCUGGAGCUAUUAAGCAGCCUGGUGCCUGUUGAGCGAAACCCACCUGCCAACCGGCUUUCCAGGCCCAUGGCUGCUGUGCCAAGGAGUCCAGGUCUGGGCAGCACAGGGGGCACAGCCGUGGGACAGUUGCCUAAGAUGGGGACAACAGAGCCAAAAGACAGAUCUGCCCUGGCCCCUGCAGGCAUCCCAGAGGGUGCUCACCCACCUCAAAACCGGGAUGUGUCUGCAGUUCACCCAGACCAAGACCAGGGCCGAGCCCGGGCCACCAGGGCCCAUGAGGUCCCAAGGGUGCAGGAAGCCUCCUGCCCCACCCAGUUCCCUGUCCAGACCCACACCCCCUCCCUGGGCCUAGUGCACUCCCCUGAGCAGCCUGUGGUGCCCACUCUCCCCAGGGCCCAGCUUACUCUUGAUCUCAGGGCAUCCCAAGCCCUGCCCUCUGUAAAAAGGGAAGGGCUCACAGAUCCCCCUGCUGCCACCGUCAGGCCCAUGGUAAGGAGUGACGUUGUUACAGUCCCUGGACAAUCUCUUGCUCCAUCCUCUGCAAGAAGGAAGGCUGACCCCAGCCCAGGAAAUCUUUCUAUUCCAUCUUCCCCAAAGAAUAAGGUUGUUCAGGACUCUGAAAAUGUCCCUAUUUUCUCCCUCACCCAGAAAGAGAUAGUACAGGGCCCUGGUGUUCCUGCUGACCCAGCUCUCACCCAGAAAGAGGUUGUGCAGGCUACUAGUGUUCCUGCUGCCUCACCCCCCAAGGCAACCAAGGUUGUCCAGGGUCAAGAAGGCAGACCUAACACCCCAAAAGAGGUUGUCCAGGGUAUUGAAGACAGCCUUGCCCCUUCCCUUACGAAUGAAGAGUCUGUUCAAGGCCUGACUGCUCCUGCUAGCCCAUCCCCCAAGGAGGAUAAGGCUUUCCAGGGUUCUGAAGGGAGCCCCAUCUCAUCUCCCACACAAAAAGAGGUUCUCCAGGGCCCUGGUGCUUCUGCUGUCCCAUUUUCCACCCAGAAAGUGGUUGUCCAGGGUCCAGCUGUUCUCCCUGUUCCCUCCUCCCCAGUGAGCAAGGUGCCUCCCAGCCCAGGAGUCCCCCCGGCCCCAGUGCCGAUGGGAGCAGAGGCCAGUCUGGAGUCCCAGCUUGUCCUUGACUCCACCAAGGGCAAGGUGCUCCCAGAGCCAACAAGGAAGGAGGAGGAGGUGGCCCUGGCAGCUGACCUGGAGAUUUUCCUGGAUACCCUGCGGAGCAUGGAGGCCCCUGAGAUCCUCCGCACUCACCGGCUGCCACGAGCCCCCCGCUCCUCUUACCUGGCCAUGUAUGCCACGCUGCCCACCAUCGAGGAGGACCAGCCUGGGCAGUGGGUGCUGGGGCCCAGCCCCCAGGAGGUUCCUGCACUGGAAGAAGAGGAGGAGGAAGAGGAGCCAGAGAACCCCUACCUGAGUGAAGACGAGAAGCUCCAGCGCAGGCAGGAGAAAGCCAGUCCCAGCCCCGCCUGGGACUCCCGCCCAGCCAGGCCCCUGCAGGCCUCUUCCUCUCCUAUGGAGAUGAUGAAGAAACAUGUCACAGAGGCCAAGGGCUCCCAUUCAAAGCCAGGGCCAGAGUUGCAGGCAAGCAGCAGGCCCACUUCCCGUCUUGGAGGCAGCCUUCUCUUUGGUGGUCUGGAACCACUGGGCACAAAACUAUCUGCUCUGCCACCCCAUGGGGCACCGGGGCUCAGGAAGGUGCCAGGACAACUGCCCCUUCUCUGCAGUGAAAGGCCGCUGCCAGAGAAGCCUGAAAGUGCCAGGCCCCUUGAGGGCUGGAGCCCAGCAUUGAAGAACCAGGGCAAGCUGAACACCAGGCCUGGAAAGAUAGUCCUCUUCUCGGAGCCCGGCUGCCAAGGCAGUAGCAGGGAGGUUUGGGAUGACAUUGCUGAUGCCUCUGGCUGGGCCCGCGUGGCCUCCGUAAGGGUGGUGCGAGGCUGCUGGGCGAUCUAUGAAGAGGUGGAGUUCCAGGGCCAGAAGCUGGUCCUGCCUGAAGGAGACGUGGAACUCAGAGCCUCAGGGCCAGGGUGGAGUACCCAAGGCAUCGGCUCCCUGAGGAGGGUUGUCCGGGACUACAUUACCCCAGAGAUCAGACUGUACUCUGAGGAGGGUCUCAAGGGGGAGCAAGUGAAGCUAACCGAGGCCUUGAAGGACCCCCAGAGCCUGGAGAGGCCCCUGCAGGUGGCAUCUGCCACUGUCUCUGCAGGACUGUGGCUGCUGUACCCCAAACCUUUCUUUGAAGACACUCCCUGCAUCCUGGAGCCUGGAGAGUACCCCACCUCAGAGCCCUGGGGUACAUCGAACUCCAGUGUGGGCUCCCUGAAGCCCAUGAGAUUGGGCUGCCCAAGAGUGGAGAAGCCAGGGGAACCCAAGGCUGUAGUAUAUGAGGCCCCAGAUUUUCAGGGCCGGAGUUGGGAAGUGAGCGGAGACAUCUACAACCUUCAGCAGCCAGAGGACAGCCACAGCCCCCAUCUGGCCUCCGUGGGGUCCCUGCGAGUUCUUGGGGGCUGCUGGGUGGGCUAUGAGAAGGAGGGCUUCCGGGGCCACCAGUAUCUGCUGGAGGAGGGAGAAUAUGCUGACUGGUCACACUGGGGAGGCUAUGAUGAGGCGCUGACCUCCCUGCGGAUCAUCCGGACGGACUUCGCGGACCCGGCCGUGGUGCUGUUUGAGGCCAUGGACUUCGAGGGGCACGGCGUAGAGGUGAGCGAGCCAUUGCCUGACGUGGAGCUGGCGCGACACGGACCCCACACGCAGGCUAUCCACGUGCUCAGCGGAGUGUGGGUGGCCUAUCAGGAGGUGGGCUUCUCCGGGGAACAGUAUGUGCUGGAGAAGGGCGUGUACCGCAACUGCUACGACUGGGGUGCGGGCAACAGCGCCCUCGCCUCGCUGCAGCCGAUCCUGCAGGUCGGAGAGCACAAUCUACACUUUGUCUCGAAGAUUCAGCUUUUCUCUGGUCCCGACUUCCUGGGAGAUCACAUCUCAUUCGAGGAUGACCAGACCUCUCUGCCCGCCUCCUUCCAGCCCCAGUCCUGCCGUGUCCACGGCGGCAGCUGGAUCCUGUUUGAUGAGAAGAACUUUGAGGGUGACCAGCACAUUCUCUCUGAAGGCGAGUUCCCCACUCUCACGGCCAUGGGCUGCCUAGCCUCCACAGUCCUGGGCUCUCUCCGGAAGAUACCCCUGCACUUUUCAGAGCCCUCCAUUUUUCUGUAUGGACUGGAGUGCUUUGAGGGGAAGGAGAUUGAGCUCAACAGGGAGGUGCGGAGCCUGCAAGCCGAGGGCUUCAAUAACCACGUGCUGUCUGUGCGGAUCCAGGGGGGCAUCUGGGUACUGUGUGAGCACAGCGACUUCCGGGGCCGCCAGUGGCUGGUGGGCAGCUGUGAGAUCACCAACUGGCUGACCUACAGUGGGACCCAGAGGGUGGGCUCCCUCUAUCCCAUCAAGCAGCGCCGGGCUUAUUUCCGCCUCUGGAAUGCGGCACUGGGGGGAUUCCUGGCAGUGCCUGAGCGCGUGGAGGACAUGAAGGCGGGCCGUGUGGUGGUCUCCGAGCCCAGACCUGGAGGCAGCUGCAUCUGGUACUACGAAGAUGGGCUGCUGAAGAACCAGGUGGCCCACACCAUGAGCCUGCAGGUGAUUGGGCCCCCCAGCUCAGGCUCCAAGGUGGUGUUAUGGGCUGAGAGCCGCCUGCCCCGCCAGACGUGGAGCAUCAAUGAAUCGGGCCACAUCUGCAGCCAGAUGUUCGAAGGCCGGAUCCUAGAUGUGAAGGGUGGCCGGGGCUAUGACCGGGACCAUGUGGUGCUGUGGGAGCUGGCAGAGGACAGGCCAUCCCAGAUCUGGACUGUUCAUGUGCUUUGAUACUCACCCUCCCAGCCCUGGCGGCUUUCCCUAGGAUGAAAUGCUGGCUUCUUCCCUCCCUGCUCCAGGUCUGGAACUCAGAGGUAAGGCUUCCCUCUGCCACCAGAGGGAGCCUUGGGACCAGACUAACUGGUGAGUGAGGUGUUUUUGUUUUUACUGCGGUCACCUCAGAUGAUGUGUUCUGAGAGCCUGCUCUCAUCUAGGUCUGGCACUAAACUGUGGGGGCACACACAUGAACCAGGCCCCUUGAUCAAGUUCCCCCGAGGGGACUCACAGGUUCAGCAGCGGAGGAUUCCCAUGAGUAGGGUGAUCUCUCAGUGACAGGGUAAGGACAGAAGUGGAGGGAUGCACAGCGGAAGGACCUAAACCAUUUAGGGAAUCGGCAGGCUGCUCAGCUGAGAUGUGGAGUAUGGGAAGGAGUCAGCCAGGCUAGAGGGUGGCAGAGGCCGCGUUCUAGCCAUGCAGACAAGUCCGGGGGUGAAAGUUGGAAGUUCAGUGGGUUGGAGGCACAGUAGGCAGGGCAGGAGAGGUGAGUAGGGGAGCCACACCCUACGGGCCUUGCCUACCAAGGCUCGUCUCAAUUUCCCUCGGCUCUGGUCUCAAGGCCUAAAGGUUUGGCCUCAGUCAAAGAAGCCAGAAUAGGGGGUCUGUGUCCCUACCCCAGCUCAGAGAGGGCAGGACAGAGAAGAGCAGCAGCUCCUCCGUCCCCCAGUCUUAGCAGGCACUUCUCGGCCUCUUGGCCAGGGUCCUUAGGAAGAGGCAGAGAUGGUCAAGGCCACUGUGGCCUUCUCUGGGGCUCCUUUCCCUCUCUACAGCCCCCAAUACCAUCAUCCCAACCCAGGAGGGGUAGGAGGGGGUAGGAAUGGUUAGAGCAGCUGUUUGUUCUAUCUCCCUUCCCAUAGGUAGAUAGGGCAAAAGUGGACAGCUGCCUCUUUAUUCUUCUCAGCCCUCCCCACUCCAUGGUUGGAGACGUGAGGAUGUCUGUGAGGCUGGGAAUGCCUAGAGACUAGGAGGGG